Molecule: messenger RNA, 468 nt
Organism: Paecilomyces variotii
Lineage: Eukaryota; Fungi; Ascomycota; Eurotiomycetes; Eurotiales; Thermoascaceae
Exons: 4
Coding region: 1-468 (155 amino acids)
Source: RefSeq, a predicted model, not a curated record
AUGGGGAAGAAGAAGAACACGAAUCGAGAGCUGACACACGAGGAGAUAUGGGACGACUCAGCCCUGGUCAGAUCCUGGGAUGAGGCCGUCGAAGAAUACAAACUCUACCACAGCAUCCACGCGAAGGGGGAGAAUAUCGAAGAUGUUUUAAGGCAGGCUGGUGCAUCAGAGGAUCUCGAUUACGGUGAAGAUGCGCAGACCGCAGCGGCACAGGUGGAGCCUGCCAUGGCCGUUGAUGACGAGUCUGAGAAACCGACUGAAGACUUCAAAUCGUCAAGUGCACAGCCUUCCCAAGGAGGAGAGGGUCAGGGUAUGAAUCCGAUUCCUAGUGGACCAAACGCCAUGCCCGAGAUCCUCCUGCAAGGUCAGGAUGAGAGCCUCAAAAAUCUCAUAAUGGCAUGGUACUAUGCCGGUUACUAUACCGGACUACACGAAGGACAACGACGAGCCAACCAGCGCAAUUCCUGA